GAAUGGCCGUGUUUCUUGUGAUGCGGACAUAGAGAGGCUCACACUGAACGAGGGAUACGUCAACGGGACACAUGUAAGCUGUGUGUCUGUACCUGAAUAUGUAUUUAUCUUUGUCAGUUGUGUGUCUGUCAGUCUUUAUGUAUCUCUGUGUGUGUGUGUGUUCACCUGUGUUAAUUAAGUCUGCUAGUGUGCAUUUGAUGUGAAUCCUGUGUGUGCAUUUAUCUGUGUGCGUUUUAUAUUGUGUGUGUGCGUUUUAUAUUGUGUGUGUGUAACGGUGUCUGUCUGGUGUCCAGUAUAGUGUGUGUGUGUGUGUAACGGUGUCUGUCUCUGUUCUUCAGUACAGGAUGGAGCCGGGUCACGCCGUUCAGGAGACGUUUACCGUGGAGGAGGACCCUCAGGAAGCUCCCCCCGUCAUCUCCGUGGAAACCAGCGAAGAUGGCACCACGCGCCGCACAGAAACUACGGUACUAUCUUUACACACACACACACACACACACACACACACACACACAACACACACACACCACACACACACACACAGUUGACACUUGAGGAUUGUGAAUUACAUUAGCUAAUUGACUGACCAUUUCUGCCUCCACACCUCCUACUUUCUCUCUUUUAUAUUUUCUUCUCUUUCUCUCCCCUCCUCCUUUUCCUCUCCAACCUCUCUCCCCCUCCCCUGACUCGUACGGUCAUUCACACCAUGUCCGACACUAACCUUGUAUCUGUUUCUCCUCUCCUCCCCCUCUCCUUCCUCCUCUCCCUCCUCCCCCUCCUCUCCCUCCUCUCCCUCCUCCCCCUCUCCUCCCUCCUCCCCCUCUCCUCCCCCUCUCCUCCCUCCUCCCUCCUCCCCCUCUCCUCCCCCUCUCCUCCCUCCUCCCCCUCUCCUCCCUCCUCCCUCCUCUCCCCAGGUAAAGAAGGUAGUGAAGACUACCAUGACUCGUACAGUCAUCCCCUCUGUGUCUGACAACCUCUCCCUGGAUGGAGGGGGGUCUAUGACAGGUAUGGGGGGUUACACCACCCCCAUGGAGCGGGUCUACAGACAGCCAGGGCCUCCCAUGGACUACCCCACCAACACCGUGCCCCGAAACUACCAGUACGGACCCCCGGCGGGGUACGACGACUACCGCCAGGGCCCUCCCUCCAUAGGGGAGACCUACGCCAGCCUGAGCAGGGGAGCACGCAUGGACGACCGCUACAGGUAGGAUAGAUGAAGAUGACAGAGAACUCUUCUGUGGGAUCUGUUGUUUCUUAACCAUAGGAGUGGAGUUGGGAGACAAUAGAUAUAUCAUCUCUUUUCCCCCGCUCUCCUCCUCAACGCUCCCCUCUCCUCUCCUCCCCCCCCUCUUCUCCUCUCCCCUCCCCACUUCUCCCCCUCCAGGCCAGCGGAUGGGUACCGGACCCUGGACUCAGGAUACAGAGCCAUCAGCAGGAACCAGCUGGACCCAUACGCAGCACAGCCACAGGUGGGUCGUGUUAAAUAAAGUGGGUCGUAUGGCCAAUGUGUUGUUGCUGUGGAGACUGCAGAGUGUGUAUUAACAUGUGAUGAAAUUGUAUUGGUCAGGUGGGUCGUAUGGGCAGUGCGUUGGAGCUGUCGGGGAUGCAGAGGUUUGUCGCGGAGCCGUAUGGUCUGGAAGAUGACCAGAGGAGUGUGGGAUAUGACGAGGCAGACUACGGCAUGGGACCGGCCAUCCACUACGGGACAGUACCACGCAACCAGCACGCCUUUAACCACGGACCGCCCCGCAGGACAGGGUACAGACACCAGUGUGUGGAAGGGGGGGGGUGUGUGUGUUGAUCUGAAAGGUUGUGUGUGUGACAUUUCUGUCGCUGUAUUUGUGCCUUAAUGUCUGGUCUCCCUUUCUCUAUCCCUGGUUGGUUAUUCAGUCAGUGUAGUGUCCACUCCAUACUAACCCCUGUCGGUGUAGUGUCCACUCCAUACUAACCCCUGUCGGUGUAGUGUCCACUCCAUACUAACCCCUGUCGGUGUAGUGUCCACUCCAUACUAACCCCUGUUGGUGUAGUGUCCACUCCAUACUAACCCCUGUCGGUGUAGUGUCCACUCCAUACUAACCCCUGUCGGUGUAGUGUCCACUCCAUACUAACCCCUGUCGGUGUAGUGUCCACUCCAUACUAACCCCUGUCGGUGUAGUGUCCACUCCAUACUAACCCCUGUCGGUGUAGUGUUCACUCCCUACUAACCCCUAUCUCUACCUCCCAUCCCAUCCCAGGAGUAGUGUCCACUCCAUACUAACCCCCUACCUCUUCUCUCCCCUCCCAGGAGCUAUGAAGGGACUCUGGAUGGAGACAUGAGUGGAGCUGGGGACAUGUACUACUGGGGUGGUGCACCCCUGGCCCAGGGAGAGAGGGGUAGCAUGGCCUCAUUGGACAGGUGAGACUCCUUGGUGGCAUAUAUUUUUGAUAUAUCAGGGGUAUUCAAAUCCAAGCCUGGAGGUCCGGACCAGGGCCUAAAAUGAACACCCUCCACCUGCCGAACGCGGGUAGAUUUUGGCAUUGGCGGGUCAGAUGUCUAUUUCACCAGCCACGUUGGCAGGUGGAUCAGGGCUCCACAGUUCGUGCAUUUCACUCACAUUUGUGAAUACAAAAUUGUUAAGUAUGAUCACAUUUAUAGUCAAUUAAAUGCUGCAGUAGCUGUUUUCAAAGUAUUUCUGCCGUUUUGUUUCAUAGCUGGUAAAUUAAUCGCACAAAGUCAAAGAACUAGGAAUCCUACAGUAUAGCCUAUCCCACGUCGCACUGCAACACUGCCUGGCAGGGGGCUGGGAGCCUGUGAAGAGCUGAGUGAAAGAUUCAUUUUUAGCAGCGCUGCGCACAGGAAUAAAAGUUAAUCUAAUUGACUUGAAGCUAAAGUCUACUGAAGUGAGACUGUGUCCUUGUGUUCCUUGGCUAUUUACAUGUGUUUUGUUCACAAGCGAGGUUGUUUUUCAAUGUUUUGAGUUUUAAAUGCUAGAGAAGAGAAAACAACCCUGCUGCCAGUCAGGCACAAACAUGAAUCCAGGCGCGUUACCACGGUAACCUCCCGCCCUUAACGGGGCAGGUGAUCAUUCUUGUUAAAAGACUCUGGUCACAAAAAAUGAAAUGAAACAAUAUACCUCAUUACUUCUUACUAGUAAUACAUGUAUUGUUUUAGAAACAUUACAAAGCAUGCUCAUCUGUUUUCUUUGUGUUUAGUUGGUGUAAUUUUAGGGGGGGGAAAUAUUUUGGCUGGUAUAAAAUCUGAGUGGCUGGUAGAUCUUUAAAUCUACCUGCCACAGUGGCUGGUGGAACAAAAAGUUAAUUUUAGGACUUGUCCGGAUUACUGCUGGUUUUCUGUUCUACCUGAUCAUUAAUUGCACCCGCCUUGUGUCCCAGGUCUAAGUCAGUCCCUAAUUAGAGGGGAAGAAUGAUAUUCAGCAGUAGAACUAGAUUCAAGGUCCAGAUUUGGAAUUUACCUUCACUACUGUAAGUCGCUUUGGUUGAAAGUGUUAUAUAUAUAUAUAUAUAUAUUCUCUUAUCUGAUUGGCCAGCACCCUGAGGAAAGGCCCCGCCGCCACUUCCUGGAGACAGCCUGAGCUGCCGGAGGUCAUCGCCAUGCUUAACUACAGACUGGACCCCGUCAAGAGCAACGCUGCCGCAUACCUGCAGCACCUCACCUUUAAGAACGACAAGGUAAUUUAUACACCUGCAGCACCUCACCUUUAAGAACGACAAGGUAAUAUGUACACCUGCAGCACCUCACCUUUAAGAACGACAAGGUAAUUUAUACACCUGCAGCACCUCACCUUUAAGAACGACAAGGUAAUUUAUACACCUGCAGCACCUCACCUUUAAGAACGACAAGGUAAUUUAUACACCUGCAGCACCUCACCUUUAAGAACGACAAGGUAAUAUAUACACCUGCAGCACCUCACCUUUUAAGAACGACAAGGUAAUAUAUACACCUGCAGCACCUCACCUUUAAGAACGACAAGGUAAUUUAUACACCUGCAGCACCUUACCUUUAAGAACGACAAAGUAAUGGGCAUGUUCCUCUGCCCAGGUGUUGCUGACGCCUGCCAGAUCUUACAACGCCUGGAUAUUUUAUGUAUCGGCUAACCACAUCAUAUGUUAAAGCAAUCAGUUAGUCGAUGACGUGGCACGUAACCAUUGGUUGAUGCAAGCAACGUCUGAGCAGGGGAACGCGACCAAUACACCUCACCUUUAAGAACGACAAGGUAACAUGUGACUUGCUCUACAUAAUCAGUCACAUUGACCCAAAAACCAUUUGGAAUUUUAGACAGUGCUGGAAAGAAGAGAAUGUUAGCUUCGUAAUGAGGCCAACAUGAUCUCUCUACUCCAAAUAUCAAACGAGUUAUGUGCCAUUUACAUGUAGUGUCCCCACACCAACUAAGUCAAAGUUUGCAGUUACUUUUAAGACGUUUAUUCAAAGAAUGAAUAUCAACUUAAUACAAAACAUAAUACAUGAAAUCCAUUAACAUGUUCUUUCUUUCUCUCUCACACACUCACACUACAUAUAAAUUCCAUCUUGCUCUAACUAUAUUGACAUAGUGUCUGUCUGCAUCGUUGUCAUGUGCACAUGUAUACAUACCCACAUGUGAACACGUACAAGCAACAGAAUGUAUUGGCUACAUUCACUUAUGUUCACACGUGCACGUACAUGACAGAGAAACACGCGCACGUCACAUGUUCAUGCCACGACAUGUGCGAAGACUACAUGCGGUGUGCACGUGUUUGAACGCAUGUGUACGUGCACAUGCAUGAAACGCCCAUGUCAAGCAACUUGGAUGCAGUGUUGAAGUAAAAUCAUCUCAAGCAAAUGUGGUGAUACUCAAAGGAACUCAAACAACAUUGAAAUUGGAUCAAUUGUAUAUAUUUUUUAUAUACAUAUCCCGUUUAGAAUGUGUUUUGUGAUGCGGUUCACAGCAGCACUGACAGAUGUGUUGGCAUGACAACUGCGUCAGAGUUGUGAACGACAUAUCCUCCUCUCCUUCCUUGUGUUCCAUGCUGGCUGAAGACCUAGCUAGCCAGUAACGCGCUAACACCAGACACGGAUGACAGGGGAAACGUAUAAGGAUCUUUGCCAUAGAUGAAUAGGGUAAACUUGGAAUUAUAUUUGCUGACACCCUACAGUCACAUUUUGGCACCAGUGGAGUAGCUAUUUAUCUAUAUAAACCACGCUCCUCUGCAAACUUGCCUUCUCUGAUGUUGGUUACAAGGCAGUACUUAUGCAAACACACCUUCUCCGAUGUUGGUUACAAGGCAGUACUUAUGCAAACACAUCUUCUCCGAUGUUGGUUACAAGGCGGUACUUGUAACCAACAUCGGAGAUGGCGUGUUUGCGGAGAGGUAUGGUUUAUAUAGCUAGAUAGAAUGUUUCACUGCAGAUCAUGUCCUCUGAUGUUUCCUUUCUUUUGUUGGCUCCUUUUUGAGCUGACCGUUUCCUUGCAGAGGUUUCCAUGGAACCAGCGAUCUUGCCAAUGAGCACUAGAUGUUUUUCAUCUGAAAAAUAAGACGAAUAGCAAUGUAUAAUUCUUUAACAUUCAGUCAUCGUUAUAAUCUAUUCUAGUAAAUACAUUUAGUAAUAUCAACACACUUUCUAUAACACACAAAUUACACACAACCUGCACUCAUUGAAAUGCAUGCGUGAACACACACACACACACACACACACACACACUUUUACUAGUAUUGUAAAUGGGCCAUGUUUGAUAUUAAAGGUAUGUGAUAACUAUAGAUGGCCAUUUCAUGCAUUUAUGUAACCUGUCAUUUGGACAAAUAUAUUCACUCACUCACUCGCUCAACUACAAACACACACAGGUCCCGUAAGUUACGAGCUACAUAGCUAGCUAGGUUGCAUGGGCAGAACAUCCCCCACUUCUCUCUCUCUCCCUCUCUCCCAUGCCACACAUUCACUCACUCUCUCUCUCACACACACACACACACACACACACACACACAUACACACACACACUUGGCUUUAAUACACACGAAAAGGUAAUUUCUACACCUGCAGCACCUUACCUUUAAGAACGACAAGGUAAUAUCUUUAUCUAUACACACUUUCUUUAUAUACACACAGCCACUACCUGCAGCACCUCACCUUCACAGCCCCUUGCAUAUCUACCUCAAUGACCUCGUACCCCUGCACAUCCACCCCGUACUGGUACCCCUUCUAUCGUUACUCAUUGUGUAUUUAUUAUUACUUUUGUUAAUAAGUGUUAUUCUUUUUCUAUUUUUUCAAUUUUCUCUCUGUCUGCAUUUUUGAAGGGCCCAUAAGUAAGCAUUUCACUGUUAGUCUACGCUUGUUGUUUACCAAGCAUGUGACGAAUAAAAUUAGAUUUGAUUACACACACACACACACACACACACACACACACACCCUUUAUCUAUUCAUAAACACAGCCAUGCUGCAGGCUACCUAGCUACUGUCUUUCAUGUCAGAAUGAGAGCAAGACACAACCACUAACACCUCUCCUUCCUCUCCUCUCCUCUCUCCCUCCAUCCCUCUCUCUCCCUCCUCUCCUUCCUCUCCUCUCUCCCUCCUUCCCUUUCCUCUCCUUCCUCUCCCCCUCCCCCCUCCCUUCUCCUCCCUCCCCUCCAGGUGAAGACAGAUGUCCGUCGUAUGAAAGGUAUCCCAUCCCUGGUGUCCAUGUUAGACAACCCUAAGAAGGAGGUUCACCACGCUGCCUGCGGCGCGCUCAAAAACAUAUCUUACGGACGAGACGCUGACAAUAAGAUCGCCAUCAAGAACUGUGAUGGAAUACCGGCCCUGGUCAGACUACUGAGGAAGACCAGAGACCAAGACCUGACCGAUACUAUCACAGGUAAUACUACUGCUGUUACUACCAGUAUACUACUGCUGUUACUACCAGUAUACUACUGCUGUUACUACCAGUAUACUACUGCUGUUACUACCAGUAUACUACUGCUGUUACUACUAGUAUACUACUGCUGUUACUACUAGUAUACUACUGCUGUUACUACCAGUAUACUACUGCUGUUACUACAGUAUACUACUGCUGUUACUACCAGUAUACUACUGCUGUUACUACCAGUAUACUACUGCUGUUACUACUAGUAUACUACUGCUGUUACUACCAGUAUACUGACUGACUGUUACUACCAGUAUACUACUGCUGUUACUACUAGUAUAUACGUGCUGUUACUACCAGUAUAUCUGCUUCUGUUAGCUACUACCAGUAUACUACUGCUGUUACUACCAGUAUACUGCUGCUGUUACUACCAGUAUACUGCUGCUGUUACUACCAGUAUACUACUGCUGUUACUACCAGUAUACUACUGCUGUUACUACCAGUAUACUACUGCUGUUACUACCAGUAUACUACUGCUGUUACUACUAGUUACUACUGCGUUACUACCAGUACUACUCGAUGUACUACCAGUAUACUACUGCUGUUACUACCAGUAUACUGCUGUUGUUGAACAGUAUACUGCUGUGUUACUACCAUAUACUGCUGCUGUUACUAAGUAUACUACUGCUGUUACUACCAGUAUACUAGUGCUGUUACUACCAGUAUACUGCUGUUUAUAAUUAUAUUACUACUAUGUGGUAACCAGUAGCUACUAUGUAUACAGUAAUACUACUGCGUACUACAGUUACUAGUGUAGUAUUACUACUACUAAGUGGGUAACGUAUGGUAUAAGUGUAGUAUUACUACUAUAGUGGGUAACGGUAGUGUAUAAGUGUAGUAUUACUACUACAGUGGGUAACGGUAGUGUAUAAGUGUAGUAUUACUACUAUAAGUGGGUAACGGUAGUGUAUAAUGUAGAUACUACUAUAAGUGGUAACGGUAGUGUAUAUGUAGUAUUACUACUAUAGUGGGUAACGGUAGUGUAUAAGUGUAGUAUUACUACUAUAGUGGGUAACGGUAGUGUAUAAGUGUAGUUAUUACUACUAUAAGUGGGUAACGGUAGUGUAUAAGUGUAGUAUUACUACUAUAAGUGGGUAACGGUAGUGUAUAAGUGUAGUAUUACUACUAUAAGUGGGUAACGGUAGUGUAUAAGUGUAGUAUUACUACUAUAAGUGUGUAACGGUAGUGUAUAAGUGUAGUAUUACUACUAUAAGUGGGUAACGGUAGUGUAUAAGUGUAGUAUUACCACUUCAACAAUCUGAAACCUGACUUCAUAGUUUGAGGUUGAGGUGUUAUGGAGUGUUUUCUCAACUGUUUUCAUUUCUCUCAUUGUUUAUCUAAAUAAGCAGAUAUUAGGAUAAUGUUGAUGCCGGUGGUACUGGUGACGGUGGUGGUGACGGUAGUAGUGGUGGUGAUGAUGGUAGUGAUGAUGAUCCGUCUCCCUCUUCCUCAGGCACGCUGUGGAACCUGUCGUCUCACGACUCCGUGAAGAUGGAGAUCGUUGACCACGCGCUGCACGCCCUCUCAGACGAGGUGAUGGUGCCGCACUCGGGCUGGGAGAGGGGCAAUGAGGGAGGAGGAGAGGAAAACCUCAAACCCCGACACCUGGAGUGGGAGACGGCCCUCACCAACACAGCUGGCUGUCUGAGGUACAGAGAGGGGGAUGGAGCGAUUGUAUAGUGGGAGGAAGAAGAGGGUGAUAUGGCCAGAAUAUCAUAUCACAAUACGUUUCUCAUUUUUUAACGGUAUUUUAUGUUUUCUGAAUAAUAAAAGUUCUAAAUAUGUUUAAUGCUUGAACCUUGACCCUAGAAUUUCAACGGAUUAAUUCUUAAUGCUUUUUACUGGACUUUCUCUAUUCUGAUGGUUUUAUACUCAACCAAACUAGGACCAAACUGACCGUGAAGUCGUCCAAUUUGUUGAACUUUUCAUUUAACUUAGCACUGUAUGAAAAUAUCGUUAUAGACGGCAUUGUAAAAAGACAUACCAGUAUUGAAGAUGUAUCGGCCAGCACUAAAACAGCCAUGUGUAGUCCAUGAGUGAGUGGUAGCUGUGUGUUCAUCUUGCAGUGGUGCGUGUAUGUGCAUGUCUGUACAUGUGUGCCUGAGGAAUUCCCUAACGGUAGGGCAGAGUGGGAAUGUGCUGUCUUCUACGGUGGGUGGGUCUCUCUCUCUGUUAAAGGCAGGCUACAACACAAUGACUGGCCCAGUAACCUGAACUACCAUCUCACUACACUGGAGUUUAACCACCACAGGCUGCAUCCUAAAUGGCGCCCUAUGUAGUGCACUACUUUUGGCAUCCCUAACUUUAGUGCACCACAUAGAGAAUAGGGUGUCUUUUGGGACGGAGCCACACCCUUUCAGUCUUUCAGUCUCUCAGUCUCUGAAACCAGCACACUGAAAUAGGACCGCUCAGUGUUUUAUUACUAAUGGUUGUGUUGUGUGCUGGAAUCCUUAUGUGGCCACUGAUAGUAGCCACUCUCAUUCCACUCUCUCUCUGUCUCUCUCUCUCUGUCUUUCUCUGUCUUUCUCUCUCUGUCUUUCUGUCUUUCUCUCUCUCUCUCUGCCUCUCUCUCUCACUCUCUCUGCCUCUCUCUCUCUCUCUCUCUCUCUCUCUCUCUCUCUCUCUCUCUCUCUCUCUCUCUCUCUCUCUCUGUCCAUUUUAUUCUGUCCCUCUGUUUCUGUAUUGCUUGUUAUUUUGCUUUCUCACACACCCCUUCUCUCCCUCUCCUCCCCCCUCUCUCGCUCUCUCUCUAAAACAGGAACGUGAGCUCAGAGCGCAGUGAGGCCAGGAGGAAGCUGAGAGAGUGCACAGGAUUAGUCGACUCGCUCAUGUACAUCGUCCAAUCACAGAUAAACCUGAAAGACGUGGACAACAAGGUGCGCAUGCGCACACAAUGCUGUUUUUCUUGCUAUCCUUUCAACGUGAUCCUGAACUUUGAUUGUGUGCCCGCAUAUAUUUUAAUCCUGUUUCCUUUUCUCUCUCUCUCUCUCUCUCUCUCUCUCUCUCUCUCUCUCUCUCUCUCUCUCUCUCUCUCUCUCUCUCUCUCUCUCUCCUCUCUCUCUCUCUCUCUCUCUCUCUCUCUCUCUCUCUCUCUCUCUCUCUCUCUCUCUCUCUCUCUCUCUCUCUCUCUCUCUCUCUCUCUCUCUCUCUCUCCAGCUGAUAGAGAACAGUAUGUGUCUGCUGAGGAAUCUGUCCUAUCAGGUAUUGUUGUUGUUGAUAAUGUUCCCCUUUCUCCCCUGUUUCUUUCUAGUGUUUUCUUCUGCCUUCUGUGACCUUUUGAAUUGGACUUUUAAAGAGAUUCUCUGGUACUUCUGUGGGCUUUAUUAGCCAGUAGUUGUUAGUGUUGCACGGUAUUCCCAAACCUCUGUACGUUUUCGAUACCAGAACAUGACAAACGGUUUGGUACUGGAAUUAAUGUUACUUUUGGUGCUUGUGUCAAAUGAGUCUCACGUCGUCUACUGAUUGAGAGAGGAUCAAGUCUGUUUAUCAGCGUAGACGAUGUCCCCUUAUAGCGCCAGAGCACUGUGCCUGCUCCACUUACCCACUGCUGGCUCUAGCCUGUUCUGAGGAACCACUGCACUCACUGGGAGUCCGGGCUGCAUCAUCGUGUUGCACAGAAGUUAACACACUUUAAUAAAGCAACACGGCAUAUAGAAAUGUUGAAACUGUUAAUUACUGUUAGCAAAACAAUGUCCAUUACAGGCUAGAACACUUUACAAUGCAAGAAGAUAGCGGUAGCUUCCAGCUUUGUAGGAACAUUUUCCUUGCUAGCUUACAGCUGAAGCUAACAUCAAUUCAAUACCCUACUACCUUGUUUGUGAUGACAUUCAAACCAUAACGAAAAAUAUUUCUGAUUUCAAAGCUGAUUGUAACCAAAACCUUUAUUAAUUCACUUCGUCUCUCCCGCCUCAUUUCUUUCCCAGUCAAGAUCAUAUUUGCUUGAGCUUUGAACUGACUGUGUGUGUAAAUGAUGUCAUGGGUCUUAAAGAGACAGUGCACACUUUUAUAAAAUGAGAUUGCUUCUUCUAUGCAAAUCUUGAUUUACCCAGUUUAUCAAUAGAGAUUUACCAUUCAAAUAAAUGAUUACCAUUAUGUUGUUAUGGAGUUAGAUUAGUAAAAAAACGAUUUCACUACACUACACAUUUAAAAUGUAAUGAUAUUGAACUCGAAGAUCUGUCUGGAUCAAGUGCCAUUCUGUGACUUUGGCCAUGGUAUCGUUUUUUUGCCAUGGUAUCGUUUUGGUACUGUAUCGAGUAUCAUGAUACUAAACCUGGUAUCUGUAUCGCAGUCGAAAUUCUGGUAUCGUGACAACACUUUUCACAGUUCUGAAAGUAGCGCUCACGAGCCAAAAGUGGUCCCUGAAAAUUGCGUACUACGUCACAUAUGCAUAGAUAUGUGCACCACGUCACUGCUCUCUCUCACUCUGUUGUGUGUGCAUCUUGCUAGCUGUCACUCAAAUGACGAGGGGCUGAAGCUCAUUGGCUAGAACUUGAAUUGCUAGGGUGUUGGCCCACAUGGGGUAAAAUGUAGGGAAAAUGGCGCAGCACAGCUUCCAGAAAAAGAUGCUUUCAAACUAGGGAUUUCAUGGCUAAUUGAAGUAAGACAGUAAUUCUGCUCAUAGAUUAUGAAUGCAUGAAGUACAUAUUGACACAUCAGCCCAAAGCGGGAGGGUUAAAAAAUUACUUAGGAGUCAGCAAAGUUCCGGAGCAUGUCUUUAAAUAAGCAAUAUUAUACUAUAUAAUUCUAAUUGUGAUUUGACCUUAGGUGCACCGGGAGGUGCCGGGCGCUGAGCGCUACCAGGAAGCCAUGUCCCUCAACCAGGGCCCCGCCCCCUCCACUGGAAAGACCAACCGCUUCAGCUCCCGCAGGGGCAAAGGUGGGUGUGUCUGUGUUCUCCUGUGUGAGAGUGUUUAUAUUAUGUGUGUGGAAGACAGAUGGAGAGUGAGAGUGAUGUAAUUGUUGACUUUAGAGUGUGUGUGUGUAGUAUAGUGACAGUGUAGCAGGAAAGACAGACAGCAGACAGGUCUCUGUUUACCCCGUCCUAAAGAAUGGUCUCUGUUUACCCCGUCCUAAAGAAUGGUCUCUGUUUACCCCAUCCUAAAGAAUGGUCUCUGUUUACCCCAUCCUAAAGAAUGGUCUCUGUUUACCCCGUCCUAAAGAAUGGUCUCUGUUUACCCCGUCCUAAAGAAUGGUCUCUGUUUACCCCGUCCUAAAGAAUGGUCUCUGUUUACCCCGUCCUAAAGAAUGGUCUCUGUUUACCCCGUCCUAAAGAAUGGUCUCUGUUUACCCCGUCCUAAAGAAUGGUCUCUGUUUACCCCGUCCUAAAGAAUGGUCUCUGUUUACCCCGUCCUAAAGAAUGGUCUCUGUUUACCCCGUCCUAAAGAAUGGUCUCUGUUUACCCGUCCUAAAGAAUGGUCUCUGUUUACCCCGUCCUAAAGAAUGGUCUCUGUUUACCCCGUCCUAAAGAAUGGUCUCUGUUUACCCCAUCCUAAAGAAUGGUCUCUGUUUACCCCAUCCUAAAGAAUGGUCUCUGUUUACCCCAUCCUAAAGAAUGGUCUCUGUUUACCCCAUCCUAAAGAAUGGUCUCUGUUUACCCCAUCCUAAAGAAUGGUCUCACUCUAUCCUUACUGUCUGUGUGUCUGAUGUCUGUCUGUGAUAUAAAUUAUUUGUUUGUUUCUCUCUGACAUUUUGUUUUUGAUGGUUUGUCUUUGUGUGUCUGUCUGUGUGCUGGCAUGCACAUUAGUGUGUGUUUUUGCUGGGAUAGUUUCUAAUCUAAGUCUACAGUUGAGCUAUGCUUGGUGCUUUGGUGGGAGGAGCUGUGGAGGUGUUUGGGUGGCUGGGUCACUACUGCUGUUCUCGCUCAGACUGAAAUGAACUUCCUUUCUCCUCUCCUUCCAUCAUUCCUCCCGCCCUCCAUCCUCCUCCCUCGUUCUCCUCUCCUUCUUUCUGCUGUGGAACAGACGAGUGGUGUUCUAAAGGUAAGCUCUGACUCUUUGAUGACCUCUGCUUGGCUGCUUGCUAGAGCAUUAAUUAGGACUGGCUAAUGCUACUGUCAGUCUCCUAACUCUAAUGCUACAGUGUCAGUCUCCUAACUCUAAUGCUACUGUGUCAGUCUCCUAACUCUAAUGCUACUGUGUCAGUCUCCUAACUCUAAUGCUACUGUCAGUCUCCUAACUCUAAUGCUACUGUGUCAGUCUCCUAACUCUAAUGCUACUGUGUCCGUCUCCUAACUCUAAUGCUACUGUGUCAGUCUCCUAACUCUAAUGCUACUGUGUCAGUCUCCUAACUCUAAUGCUACUGUCAGUUUCCUAACUCUAAUGCUAUUGUGUCUGUCUCCUAACUCUAAUGCUACUGUCAGUCUCCUAACUCUAAUGCUAUUGUGUCUGUCUCCUAACUCUAAUGCUACUGUGUCAGUCUCCUAACUAUAAUGCUACUGUGUCAGUCUCCUAACUCUAAUGCUACUGUGUCAGUCUCCUAUCUCUAAUGCUACUGUGUCAGUCUCCUAACUCUAAUGCUACUGUGUCAGUCUCCUAACUCUAAUGCUACUGUGUCAGUCUCCUAACUCUAAUGCUACUGUGUCAGUCUCCUAACUCUAAUGCUACUGUCAGUCUCCUAACUCUAAUGCUAUUGUGUCAGUCUCCUAACUCUAAUGCUUGUGUCAGUCUCCUAACUCUAAUGCUACUGUGUCAGUCUCCUAACUCUAAUGCUACUGUGUCAGUCUCCUAACUCUAAUGCUACUGUGUCAGUCUCCUAACUCUAAUGCUAUUGUGUCAGUCUCCUAACUCUAAUGCUUGUGUCAGUCUCCUAACUCUAAUGCUACUGUGUCAGUCUCCUAACUCUAUGCAUGCAUUGUCAUGCUCUCUACCGUCCCGUAGAGGAGGAUGUGUGUAAGAGAGAAAGUGCACGUGUGAGAGUGUGUGUGUGUGAGCAUGCGUGCUCCUACAUAGCAGCUUUUUCAGUGGCUCACAGAGGUGUGUGGUUCUAGAGCACCAUAGAGUGGGCAGAGUGUUCUAGAGCACCAUAGAGUGGGCAGAGUGACGAGGAAAGCAAAGGCUAGCUUUUUCAAACAGAAAUGUGCAUCCUGUAGCACUAACUCCAAAAAGUUUUGGGACACUGUAAAGUCCAUGGAGAAUAAGAGCACCUCCUCCCAGCUACCCACUGCACUGAUGCUAGGAAACACCGUCACCACCGAUAAAUCUAUGAUAAUCAAGAAUUUCAAUAAGCAUUUUGCUACAGCUGGCAAUGCAUUCCACCUGGCUACCCCUACCCCGGCCACCAGCUCUGCACCCUCCGCUGCAACUUGCCCAUGCCCCCUCCGCUUCUCCUUCACCCAAAUUCAGAUAGCUGAUGUUCUGAAAGAGCUGCAAAAUCUGGACCCCUACAAAUCAGCUGGGCUAGACAAUCUAGACCCUUUCUUUCUAAAAUUAGCCGCCGAAAUUGUAGCAACCCCAAUUACUAGCCUGUUCAACCUCUCUUUCGUAUCGUCUGAGAUCCCCAGAGAUUGGAAAGCUGCCGCGGUCAUCCCCCUCUUCAAAGGGGGUGACACUCUAGAUCCAAACUGUUACAGACCUAUAUCCAUCCUGCCCUGUCUUUCAAAAGUAUUUGAAAGCCAAGUUAACAAACAGAUCACAGACCAUUUCGAAUCCCACCGUACUUUCUCCGCUAUGCAAUCUGGUUUCCGAGCUGGUCAUGGGUGCAUCUCAGCCACGCUCAAGGUCCUAAACGAUAUAAUAACCGCAAUCAAUAAAAGACAGUACUGUGCAGCCAUCUUUAUCGACCUGGUCCAAGGCUUUUGACUCUGUCAAUCACCGCAUUCUUAUUGGCAGACUAAAUAGCCUUGGUUUCUCAAAUGACUGCCUCGCCUGGUUCACCAACUACUUCUCAGAUAGAGUUCAAUGUGUCAAAUCACAGGGCCUGUUGUCUGGACCUCUGGCAGUCUCUAUGGGGGUGCCACAGGGUUCAAAUCUUGGGCCGACUCUAUUCUCUGUGUAUAUCAAUGAUGUCGCUCUUGCUGCUGGUGAUUCUCAGAUCCACCUCAAUGCAGACGACACCAUUUUGUAUACAUCUGGCCCUUCAUUGUGUUAACAAACCUCCAAAUGAGCUUCAAUGCCAUACAACACUCCUUCCGUGGCCUCCAACUGCUCUUAAACGCUAGUAAAACUAAAUGCAUGCUCUUCAAUCGAACGCUGCUUGCACCUGCCCACCCGACUAGAAUCACUACUCUCGGCGGGUCUGACUUAGAAUAUGUGGAAAACUACAAAUACCUAGGUAUCUGGUUAGACCGUAAACGCUCCUUCCAGAGUCACAUUAAGCAUCUCCAAUCCAAAGUUAAAUCUAGAAUCGGCUUCCUAUUUCGUAACAAAGCCUCCUUCACUCAUGCUGCCAAAAAUGCCCUCGUAAAACUGACUAUCCUACCGAUCCUUGACUUUGGCGAUGUCAUUUACAAAAUAGCUUCCAACACUCUACUCAGCAAAUUGGAUGUAGUCUAUCACAGUGCCAUCCGUUUUGUCACUAAAGCUCCAUAUACUACCCACCAUUGUGACCUGUACGCUCUCGUUGGCUGGCCCUCACUACAUAUUCGUCGCCAAACCCACUGGCUCCAGGUCAUCUAUAAAUCACUGCUAGGCAAAUCCCCGCCCAAACACAACCACCAUCAGGUCCAACACCAUUGGUCACCAUAGCAACACCCACCUGUAUUAUGCGUUCCAGCAGGUAUAUCUCAUUGGUCAUCCCCAAAGCCAACACCUCCUUUGGCCGCCAUUCCUUCCAGUUCUCUGCUGCAAAUGACUGGAACGAACUGCAAAAAUCUCUGAAGCUGGAGACACUUAUCUCCCUCACUAUCUUUAAGCAUCAGUUGUCAGAGCACCUUACCGAUCACUGCACCUGUACACAGCCCAUCUGUAAUUAGUCCACCCAACUACUUCAUCCCCAUAUUGUUAUUUACAUUGUUAUUUAUUUUGCUCAUUUGCACCCCAGUAUCUCUAUUUGCACAUCAUCUUCUGCACAUCUAUCACUCCAGUGUUAAUACUAAAUUGUAAUUAUUUUGCACUAUGGCCUAUUUAUUGCCUUACCUCCAUAACUUACUACAUUUGCACACACUGUAUAUAGAUUUCUAUUGUGUUAUUGACUGUACGUUUUGUUUAUUCCAUAUGUAACUCUGUGGUGUUGUUUUUAUCGCACUGCUUUGCUUAAUCUUGGCCAGGUCGCAGUUGUAAAUGAGAACUUGUUCUCAACUGGCUUACCUGGUUAAAUAAAGGUGAAAUAAAAAAUAAAUAAAAAGAGGGUUCUAGAGCCCCAUAGAGUGGGCAGAGUGUUCUAGAGCCCCAUAGAGUGGGCAGAGGGUUCUAGAGCCCCAUAGAGUGGGCACAGUGUUCUAGAGCCCCAUAGAGUGGGCACAGUGUUCUAGAGCCCCAUGGAGUGGGCAGAGAGUUCUAGAGCCCCAUGGAGUGGGCAGAGAGUUCUAGAGCCCCAUAGAGUGGCAGAGAGUUCUAGAGCACCAUAGUGUGGGCAGAGGGUUCUAGAGUGUUCUGUGUGUCUGUUCCUGAGUGUUCUGAUGUUCUGUUGCAGGGAGAAAUAAUGAGGACGGAGCAGGAGAUAUGAUUGACAUUCCAAAGAGGACCACACCUGCCAAAGGUAACACAAUAUAAAGUGUUGUCAUGUAGACUAGAAUAUGAAUCUUUCUCAGUUGUCUAAAAACAUCUCUCCUGUCCACUUCUUUAUUGUACUGAUCUGAAAGAAGUGACCAGGUGAAAGCUCAGCCAGCCUGAUGAGCUUCCAUCACAUUGUUAUCACCUGUGUAGUUCUUUCAAAAUCAUGAUGCUUUCAAGACAACAUGUCAGUGAUCGUCAGGUCUGAAAGUCAGAGCUCUAGGAGGAGGCCCGAGUUUCCGACUUGGAAUUCCGAGUUAGAUGACCGUUCAAAGUGAUUUUUCCCAGUCGGAGCUAGUUUUUUCCCCCUGAGUUCCCAGUUGUCUUGAACGCACUGUCAGAGAUUUGUGAAUGCAGCAUCAGUGCAGGUGAAAAGGAGAAGACCAGUGUCUACAUGUUUCUGACUCCCCUCCGUACCUCCCUCCCUCCCUCCCUCCCUCCUCUCCCUCCCUCCCUCCUCUCCGUCUGUGUGUGUCCAGGUUAUGAGUUGUUGUUCCAGCCAGAGGUGGUGCGUGUCUACACCUCUCUGUUGAAGGAGAGUAAGAACCCCACUGUGCUGGAAGCCUCCGCCGGAGCCGUGCAGAACCUGUGUGCCGGACGCUGGACCGUGAGUCAACCACAACACCACCACACACCUUGAGACACCACGGCCUGUUACUUUAACCCAAACACAACCACCAUCAGGUCCGACACCACCACACAUCCCUUUCAGCCUCCUUCCUUGGCCUCUAACAAAGACACAGCCCUUUACACCUGAACCGUAAGUCAACCACAGUAUAAUCGCAAACUCCACCUUCAACCAAGACACCACCUUUCUAGACCCUUAUUAAACCACAGUCUAGUACUCAAAACAGUCUGUCCAUUUCCUGAGCACAACAACACUAAUGCCCACUCUAGAAUAAUCAUUCAUCUGUAUUUAUUCUCUCUCUCUCUCUCUCUCCUCUCUCUCUCUCUCUCUCUCUCUCCUCUCUCUCUCUCUCUCUCUCUCUCUCUCUCUCUCUCUCUCUCUCUCUCUCUCUCUCUCUCUCUCUCUCUCUCUCUCUCUCUCUCUCUCAGUAUGGGCGGUAUAUCCGUGCGUUGUUGCGUCAGGAGAAGGGUCUUCCCAUGAUGACAGAGCUGUUGGCCCAUGGUAACGACCGGGUGGUCAGGGCCAUGUCUGGAGCUCUGAGGAACCUGGCUAUUGACGCACGCAACAGAGACCUGCUGGGUUAGUAGUGUUUGUGUGGAACUGUUCAACUGUACUCAUUUGUUUUUCUCUCUCUCUCUCUCUCUCUCUCUCUGAGCUAACCUGUGUGUUUACAUACUAUAACUAUUAAUCUCGACCUCUUGUCUCUCUAGGUAAACAUGCAGUUCCCCACCUGGUAUCCAACCUGCCUGGUGGGGGUCAGAGCCAGCCUGUGAGGGCUCUGUCAGAGGAGACGGUGGUGUCUGUACUGAGCACCCUUCAUGAGGUACUGGGCUCCAGCCUGGACGCUGCCAAGCUCCUCAGAGCCUCGCAGGGCAUCGAGAGACUGGUGCUCAUCAAUAAGGACAGGUAAGAUGGAGUGUGUGUGUGUGUGUGUGUGUGUGUGUGACAAAAAAGAGGUUCAUGUGUCUAUAUCCAUCAGUAAGGAUGGGGUUUAACAGGAGUGUCAAACUCAAUCGCUGGUGGGCUGAGGGCCGGCAGGGUAUCUCUCCUCCCUUGUACUGAUCAAUUAGACAGGAAUUGAAAGGAAAUACCAAAAAAAAACAAAAGAGCCAUGUCCCUCCAGAGAUAAAGUUGAACUCCCCUGGGGGGCCAGUAUGAAAAUGUAUGCACUCACUAACUGUAAGUCGCUCUGGAUAAGAGCGUCUGCUAAAUGACUAAAAUGUAAAAUGUAACUCCCCUGGGGUGCACUGGGUGUCUAGUUUAACUCCCCUGGGGUGGACUGGGUGUCUAGUUGAACUCCCCUGGGGUGGACUGGGUGUGGAGUUGAACUCCCCUGGGGUGGACUGGGUGUGGAGUUGAACUCCCCUGGGGUGGACUGGGUGUGGAGUUGAACUCCCCUGGGGUGGACUGGGUGUCUAGUUGAACUCCCCUGGGGUGGACUGGGUGUGGAGUUGAACUCCCCUGGGGUGGACUGGGUGUGGAGUUGAACUCCCCUGGGGUGGACUGGGUGUGGAGUUGAACUCCCCUGGGGUGGACUGGGUGUGGAGUUGAACUCCCCUGGGGUGGACUGGUGGAGUUAACUCCCCUGGGGUGGACUGGGUGUUUAGUUGAACUCCCCUGGGGUGGACUGGGUGUGUAGUUGAACUCCCCUGGGGUGGACUGGGUGUGAGUUGAACUCCCCUGGGUGGACUGGGUGUUAGUUGAACUCCCUGGGGUGGACUGGGUGGAGUUGAACUCCCUGGGGUGGGACUGGGUGUGGAGUGAACUCCCACUGGGGUGUGACCCUGGGUGUGGUUGAACCCCUGGGGUGAUGUGGAAACUCCCUGGGGUGACUGGGUGUGUAGUUGAACUCCCUGGGUGGAUGGGUGUUAGUUACUCCCUGGGGUGGACUGGGUGUUUAGUUGAACUCCCUGGGGUGGACGGGUGUGUAGUUGAACUCCCCUGGGGUGGAUGGGUGUGUAGUUGAACUCCCUGGGUGGACUGGGUGUGAGUUGAACUCCCCUGGGGUGGACUGGGUUGGAGUUGAACUCCCUGGGGUGGACUUGGUGUGGAGUUGAACUCCCCUGGGGUGGACUGGGUGUGGAGUUGAACUCCCCUGGGGUGGACUGGGUGUGGAGUUGAACUCCCCUGGGGUGCACUGGGUGUGUAGUUGAACUCCCCUGGGGUGGACUGGGUGUUUAGUUGAACUCCCCUGGGGUGGACUGGGGGUGUCUCCUAUGGUUUUGUUUUGUGGGGUAUUUCUAUCACCUCUUUCUAUUUGAUGCUGUUUCUCUUUCUGAGUCCUCUAGUUCUCUCUCUCUCUCUCUUUCUGAGUCCUCUAGUUCUCUCUCUCUCUCUCUUUCUGAGUCCUCUAGUUCUCUCUCUCUUUCUGGGUCCUCUAGUUCUCUCUCUCUCUCUUUCUGAGUCCUCUAGUUCUCUCUCUCUCUGAGUCCUAGUUCUCUCUCUCUCUCUCCCUCUCUCUCUCUGAGUCCUAGUUCUCUCUCUCUCUCUUUCUGAGUCCUCUAGUUCUCUCUCUCUCUUUCUGAGUCCUCUAGUUCUCUCUCUCUCUUUCUGAGUCCUCUAGUUCUCCCGCUCUCUCUUUUUGAGUCUAGUUCUCUCUCUUUCUGAUACUCUUUAUAAAUGGAACUGUUUUAAGCUGUAGACUCCCCCUGGUAGUAACCGGUCAGAGCGAGUGGUGCGUGGGUAAGUCCUGCUACUCCAGAUGGUGUCUAACCCUCCUGUCUCUCUCUCUCUCUCUCUCUCUCUCUGUCUCUCUCUCCCUCUCCCUCUCCCCCCUAGUAACCGGUCAGAGCGAGAGGUGCGUGGUGCAGGCCUGAUACUCCAGUUAGUUUGGGGCUAUAAGGAGUUGAGGAAGACCCUGGAGAAGGAUGGCUGGAAGAAGACAGACUUCAUGGUGAAUCUCAACCCCCCCAACAACUCCCAGCCCCGGGUCAACGGAGGAUAUGAAGACAGCACGCUGCCGCUCAUAGACAGGGGUGAGACAGACCAUAGAUCUAGAUACACGUACUAAGAGGUCUUCACAGGUCUACCUGAAUAUCUGAGACCCGACUCCGGAACUAAGCGGGUCUGAGUCCAAAAUUCGAACUCGUCCGUCGGGUCUGGGUUGGAUCCAUGUUUGAUUGUCAUGGGUCUCUGGUCUAUGUAACUACAGCUGAUGGACCAGACCGGACCCGACUGGACCACGGCUCUGAAUAGACUAUAGCUGUCGUAUUCAAUGUUUUUCCCCCCAGAAUUUCUCACAACCCACACCCCACCACAAAUCAAAUGACACAACCCUAAAAUGGGUAAAUUUCGAUUUUUACAUCAACAAAAUAACCUUUUAUUCAUUACAUUUUAAUCUCUCCGAUAAAUGAAUGUACUCAAUAAAAUUAUAAAAUGGUGUUUUUCAAAUUAUUUCUCAAGAGUUUGUAUAUUAUACCAAUCUGUACUCUAAAUUAAAAACAAAAAACAUGAUUUUUUUUGAAUGUGGCGACCCCAGUCACCCAACCACUGCCUAUAACCACACACUAUCAGUCUAUCAUCCUGUGACUGUGUUUGUUUGUCAGGAGGAGGAAACAGAGAGAGAGACAUGAUUCCACUAAAUGAUAUGGGACCAGGUAUGUCUGAGCACACACACACACACACUCACACACACACACACACACACACACACACACAUACACACACACACACACACACACACACACACACACACACACACACACAGUUGUUAACAGCCCUUGGCUGUCUUCCAGAUGCCUACUCCACACUGGACCAGAGGGGGAGGAAGAACACUCUGGACGCAACACUCGAGCCUGCUGACAAAGACACAGCACAGGUACACACACACACACACAGAGCAUGUUCUCACACGUCUCACUAAAUACUGUGGUUAGCUUCUUUUCUCACAAACGAUUUCUCACUUAACUUCCCCUCAACUUCUUCUGACACUAACCCACUUUAUCAACCCUCCCCCUCUCUCUCUCGCCCUCUCUCUCUCCCUUGUUAUCACAUUCUUCUUGUCUUCAUAUUGUUAUUUCUGAACACACCCUUCUGUCUGUCACUUUCUCUCUGCCCCCUCUGCCCCCUCUGCUUCAACCCACCACCUCUCUGUUACCACCUCUCUGUUACCACCUCUCUGUUACCACCUCUCUGUUACCACCGCUCUGUUACCACCGCUCUCUGUUACCACCUCUCUGUUACCACCUCUCUGUUACCACCUCUCUGUUACCACCUCUCUGUUACCACCUCUCUGUUACCACCUCUCUGUUACCACCUCUCUGUUACCACCGCUCUGUUACCACCGCUCUGUUACCACCGCUCUGUUACCACCUCUCUGUUACCACCUCUCUGUUACCACCUCUCUGUUACCACCUCUCUGUUACCACCGCUCUGUUACCACCUCUCUGUUACCACCUCUCUGUUACCACCUCUCUGUUACCACCGCUCUGUUACCACCGCUCUGUUACCACCGCUCUGUUACCACCGCUCUGUUACCACCUCUCUGUUACCACCUCUCUGUUACCACCGCUCUGUCACCACCUCUCUGUCACCCCACCUCCCUGUCACCACCGCCCUGUCACCACCGCCCUGUCACCACCGCCCUUCCUCUUCCUUCUCUUCCCUCUUCUCCCUCCCCCUUUUCUCGCUCUCCUCUCCUCCUAACUACCCUCAUCUCUCCUCUCAUUGUCUCUCCCCUCAUCUCUCCCCACCUUGUCUCUCCCCAUCUUGUCUCUCUUCCCUCCACCCCCUCUCGAACUACCCCUCCUCCCCCUUCUCUCUUCUCCCCCCUCCCCCUUCUCUUUCCUCCUCCACCCUUCUCGCUCUCUCUCCCCCCUCCCCCCAUUCUCUUUCUCUCCCUCCUCCCCUUCUCUCUUUCUCCCCCUCCUCCCCCCUUCUCUCUUUUCCUCCCUCCUCCCCCUUCUCUCUUUCUCCCCCUCCUCCCCCCUUCUCUCUUUUCCUCCCUCCUCCCCCUUCUCUCUUUCUCCCCCUCCUCCCCCCUUCUCUGUUUUCCUCCCUCCUCCCCCUUCUCUUUCUCCCCCUCCUCCCCCCUCUCUCUUUCCCCCUCCUUCCCUUCUCUCUUCUCCUCCCUCCUCCCCUUCUCUCUUUUUCUCCCUCCUCCCCCCUUCUCUCUUUCUCUCCCUCCUCCCCCCUUCUCUCUUCCCCCUCUCAGGGAGGGCUGUAUGAGGAGAGGCGGGACUCUGUUCCUCUCAUGGACUCUUAUGACGGUUAGGCCACACCCCCUCACACACUGCAUGUGAGCGCAUGGUAUGUGUGUCCACUGACUGAACACCUGCCUUUCUCACUAAACCGCAUGGCCUAACCUGUGUGUGUCCAUUGGAUUGGUUUGUUCUUUCUUGCUCCCUCUGCUGGUGAAUUGUAUAUUUGAUGUAGUAUGUUGUUGAUCUUGUGUCUUGAUGUUUGUUCAUUUGUUCCAUGUCUGUUCCGUGUCUGUGUCCUCUCAAUCCUCUAAGCUUAUACAGCUGGUUUAUGAGUUGCACUCGUACAACAAAUAUUGCACAUGGUAUUAACCCCUCUCUCUCUCUCUCGCUCCACACCCUCUCUCUCCUUUCUUGUCUUCCCACAGAGAAACUGAUAGUGUGCAUCACUAGAAGAGAGCAGCCUCUCCCAGCCUACUGCCCCUGCUGAACCUCUGGACACAACACUGACUCCACUAGGACUGGACACUCUCUCCUUCUGUCUCUCUCCCGUUUUCGGACUAUUUUUCUCUCUUUUCUUUCUCUCUCUCUCGCCCCUUCUCUCUUUCUCUCUCCUCUCUCAUUUUCUGACUCACUCUCUUCAUCUCUCUUUUUCCCGCUAUCACUCUCGGGUUCUGUGACAUAAGCCACUUGCAUGACCUCCAGCCUUCCUCACCUCCCUACUCUCUUUCUAUCUCUCUGUCCCUCUCUCCCUAUCUCUCCAUAUCUCUCUCUAUCUCUCUGUCCCUCUCUCCCUAUCUCUCCCUAUCCCUCUGUCUUGCAUUCCUCUCUUUAGACACAGACAGACUUGUAUCCACUAAAGGAACACUAUGGACUCCUGACAUCCUCAUGACAUCCCUUCUACCUGUCAACACUACUAUGACACAAGACCACAUCCUAUUUAGUAACCCCUCCCAUCCACAGUGACACACUAAUGACUCACCUUUGAACUCACCUAGAAGCUCCUCCAACACUACACUAACUCCUCCCACCACAAUACGGACAGUUGUGACUUCAUCUCGGAACUGGGAACGUUCACCACCACAGUAGCAAAGCUAAUCAAAAGGGAACUGUUGGAAUGGGAUUCAAACUGUAACUGAACUUAAACUGACAAACCGCUUUUUUUACUGGAAUGGUUAAAACCACAUUUCUGGAAGUGACCGUGACGAUUUCCAGUCAAGGUUUUUUUCUUGUGAUAACUAAUUACCACUAAACUUCUGCUGUGUUCCAACAAAGAAUCAAUGUUAGUUCUACUGCCGGUGUUGUUUUCGUAUUUGUUUGAAGUGUGAUUGCUGAGUUGUGGUUCUAACAACAGUGAUGUACACAUGCCAAACUACACACCACUAUUGCAGUAACUUUAUACUAAAGAGUAUUUCUGAACACUUCUUCUCUUCACAGAGCCUUGCUACAGGUAUACUGGAAGGCUUUGCUGUUAACUAUGACCACAUUGUUAAGUUAUGUGAGGGGGAAGGAGGUGAGAGCAUAUUUUGGCUUCUAACUGAAUCGUACCCCAGACCAGGUUAUGUCCCAAAUGGCACACUGUUCCUUACAUCAGGGUUAUCCAACCCUGUUCCU
Molecule: messenger RNA, 23896 nt
Organism: Coregonus sp. 'balchen'
Lineage: Eukaryota; Metazoa; Chordata; Actinopteri; Salmoniformes; Salmonidae
Source: the annotation of a GenBank genome assembly